Venustampulla echinocandica is the source of this 1683-nucleotide messenger RNA. Its product is annotated as putative multidrug resistance protein fnx1 protein. Gene Ontology annotation, biological process: transmembrane transport. The record is from RefSeq and is a predicted model, not a curated record. The transcript has 3 exons. The coding region runs from base 1 to 1683 and encodes 560 amino acids. Gene Ontology annotation, molecular function: transmembrane transporter activity. NCBI's taxonomy places the organism in Eukaryota, Fungi, Ascomycota, Leotiomycetes, Helotiales, Pleuroascaceae.
AUGGCUAGCCCUUCUCCCCUUACAGAUGACAGCACUGGCGGCAGCCAUGGUCCACUCGUGGCGUCACAGAAAGAUGCUGCUGACAAUAAGCUCGCCGAAGUAGAGAAGCUUGAUGAACCAUCCAAGUUUCAGCCAACACCAAAAUUCUGGGCUAUAUUAGCUACCCUUUGUGUGAUCGGCUUGCUGAGUGCUUUGGAGAAUACCGUUGUCACCACUUCAUUGCCGUUCAUCGUCAAGGAGCUCAAGCUUGGAGAGAACUACAUCUGGGUCACUAAUGUUUUCUUCCUAACAAGUGCCGCUGUGCAACCCCUGUUUGGGCAACUGGCGAAUGUCUUUGGACGACGAUGGGUCACCAUGUCCAUUGUUGCCCUCUUCACUCUUGGUAGCGGUAUCGCUGGUGGUGCUACCAAUGGAGCCAUGUUGAUUGCCGGACGAGCAAUCCAGGGUAUGGGUAGCGGCGGGAUCAACAUGAUCGUCGACGUGAUUAUCUCAGAUCUCGUACCCCUCAGAGAGCGAGGCAACUACAUGGCAUUCGUGCUCAUCGUGUACUUCGUCGGCAUGGCGCUAGGACCAUAUGUCGGAGGUGCUCUCGUCGAUAGCUUGAAUUGGCGUUGGGUUGGAGGCGUUUCCAUGGUUAUGAUCUUCCUAUUCCUCCGUGUUCAAUCCAACAAGGAGAUGUCCUUCGCUCAAAAGUUACGCCGCAUCGACUAUGUUGGCAAUUUACUUCUCAUUGCGUCGACUGUGUCCAUCCUUUACGCUUUGACAUAUGGCGGAGCCCUUACACCAUGGUCAUCUUGGCGAAUCAUCUUGCCUCUUGUUGUCGGUCUCGUUGGGCUUGGGGUAUUUAUGUUCUUUGAGACCCUAAAGUUUGUCAAAGAACCUGUCAUGCCUCCCCGCAUCUUCGGCAACCGGACCUCGAUCGCUAUAUUUGCAGUUACAUUCCUUAACUCUGCACUCCUAUACUGGAUUAUCUUCUUCUUGCCAGUCUACUUCCAAGCUUUGCUAGGCGCUUCUCCCGCCAGGUCAGGUGUGCUGCUUCUCCCAGCCAUAGUCGUCGGUGUCCCCGGCGCUGCUGGUGCCGUUAUUCUCCUCUCUAAGUUUGGCAGAUACAAGCUGCUUCAUCUCAUUGGCUUCGGAACCUUCACUCUUGGUGUCGGCCUUUUCGUCCUCUUUGACAAAGACACGCCUCUAGCUCAGACAGUAGUAUUUCAGAUGAUUGCGGCUGGUGGAUCAGGCUUCGUUCUCAAUACACUUUUGCCUGCAGUCCAGGCGCAAAACGAUGAGAAGGACCAGGCCGCAAUAACAGCGGCAUGGUCGUUUGUCCGAAGCUUCGGUGCUAUCUGGGGUGUAGCUAUCCCUGCUGCAGUCUUCAACAACCGGUUUUCUCAGCUUUUAUACCUCAUUUCGGAUCCUCAAGUGGUCGCAAUAUUCAACCAAGGAGAUGCAUAUCAAUAUGGGACCGCGAAAUUUUUGGAUAGUUUCCCCCUGGUAAUCAAGAACCAAAUUAUUAGUGUCUACACAGGUGCCUUAAAGCAGGUUUGGCAGCUUGGAAUUGUCUUCUCAGGGGUCUCGUUCUUGUUGGUAUUCCUUGAAAAAGAGACUAGACUUCGAACAGAGCUUGAAUCAGAGUUUGGCUUGGAGAAAGAUAAGAGCACAGAUGCUGAGAUUGCGGAGACAAAAUAG